Messenger RNA from Penicillium verrucosum, 3642 nucleotides. RefSeq names its product HECT-type E3 ubiquitin-protein ligase. Bases 1 to 3642 code for a protein of 1213 amino acids. The transcript is spliced from 3 exons. Lineage: Eukaryota; Fungi; Ascomycota; Eurotiomycetes; Eurotiales; Aspergillaceae. Gene Ontology annotation, biological process: protein polyubiquitination; ubiquitin-dependent protein catabolic process. Gene Ontology annotation, molecular function: protein binding; ubiquitin protein ligase activity. The record is from RefSeq and is a predicted model, not a curated record.
AUGUUUCAAUCCUUCACUGGCAACUCUCGUCGCCCGCGGCAGGUGAACCUCAGUGGCAGGGCCACUAAUCCCUUCGCUGCAUUUCCCGGAAACUCGCCGACCAGACAUACUCCUCAUGCUGCAAACCCCGAGAGCGCAGUUGCCAUUGCCCAACGAGAGCGAGCACUGAGACAGCAGGAGAGAGAUCGACAGACGGCAUCUCGCACCGUUCAGCGAGUUUGGCGGGGUCACUACAGCAGGCAGGCAACAUAUAAGGGCUGGAAGUCUGAAUGGGAUAUCUUUGAGUGGGAGAGGGUUACCAGUGCCCUGGGAUUUGACGAUAAUCGAGGCCCAACGACGGAGCUUGAGCGUCUGGAGUGUCUAGCACGUCUUUCCGCGCCACCAUAUCCCACAGCGGAACAAUGUCUGGACCAACUCAGGCCUCUAGUUCAGUUCGUGGGACUGGUAAAAAAGAAAGAAGAUGUUCUACGUCUGGUAUACUUCUGCAAUGUCUUUGAGCAGACCUUCCAUGCUCUCCCCACGAUCGCUACGGAAAAUGACUGGACCGAGCUGUUGAAACGGCUGGCAAUUGCUAUUCUCCAUGCCCUCAGCUCAGCAACGGAGAGUCCGACUCAUGAAGCAGCAGUUCUGCCUCUCCUUCGGACGAUAGUCUUCCUGGUUGACUUGAUACCAAAGAAGAUGGCAACAGUUGCCAAACACUACUAUCAAACGAUGGCUUUUUUGACAAAGAACUUCAAGCGCCGGGAAGGCACCCUGUCACCGGAGUAUGUCACAAAUGCUGUUCUCGCUCUUCUGAGACCAAUCACUUCAGAAACGAUGACAGCAUAUGAAGCUCUUGCUAUGUCGUAUCUCACCAUUCCGAACCUGCCCGCUUAUCUUGGUGAGCUUGAUGGAUUGGCGCACCAAAUCAAUUACAAAUUACUGGCGCCUGCAAUCGAAUCAUGUAUUCCUAUGACAAAAGAACGCCUUUCGACCGACGAUGUCGAGAGUAUUGAGGGUCGACUUUGGCUGCUUGCAUACUUGAUCUUCUUUCACCGAUAUGCUCUUCCAGGCCAGGCCAACCUGCAAGCACCAGACCUCGGAUUCCUGAAUGUGGUUUCUGGGUUACUUAAUUCGACCUCUAUCUAUCUUACAAGGUGCUUGGAAGCGGACGAAAAUGGUCUAGAUUCAGUCAGGGGUCCUUAUUUGGAUCAGUUUGUCACAGAUCAAGUCAGUAGCCUGGUGAACCAGAGUAGCAUCACGGGGCUACUUUCUCGCAUUAAAACAUCCCAGCUUUCUCACACAGAUGUUUCAAACAACGAAUACAACGCUUCGAGAGAAGCAAAAAUUCUUGCCACGUACGCUCUGAACUUACUGAGGGUGUUCCCUCGGCGCGGAGAUGAUAUUCGGAUGUGGUUAUACCUGGGCUCGGCACCUUCAGCAGAUCCGACUUCUGACCAGCCAGGUGCGAAGAUACCGGCGAUCAAGUACUUCUGGAGCGCAUCAAAAUCUAGUCAGAUUUUUGAAACCAUCAGCAAGGACUCGACCCGGGUUCUUCCAUUGCUCCAACCGCCACAAGAUGGGGAUAAAGAGGAACAAGAGCAGGAGUGGACUAUUAUCCUGCUCUUUUUUGAGCUUUACACGUUCCUUCUCAAAGUCAUGGAUGACGAAGAGUUCUUCUCAAGCGCGUCACCGUUUGCAGCUUCGUCAAGUGUGUUGUCUUCGUGGACGAAAGAGAGUGCGCUGCCACUCAAAGACAUCAAAGAUAUGACCGUUUUUCUCAAGAACCUGACCUUCACUCUAUAUUGGAAUGUUGCCGACUUAACCAAGAAAGGGCCUGUUCCGUCAUCCGCUGUGGAUCUGAGAAGUUAUUUUAACAACACGGCUCAACCUUCUGGUCCAAUGGAGCGUGCUGAAGUGGAGACCAAGAAGGAAAUCAAUGAUCUUCCUGGCGUGACAGGUAUCCCACUUGACUACUUCAAAGGCUUGUUCUCGACGCAAAUUCCUCCCCCAAAUCAUUGGCUGAUGAUAGAUCGAUUUGACAUGGAAGGCUUUAUCCCAGCCGUUGUGGCAGAAGAGGAGAAACGUCAUGAAUUCCAGGACGAUGAUGAAGAGUCCGAACCUGACCUUCUUGACGAGGAAUACCCGGAGCCUUCCCACCUUGUCGGGAAUAGCCAUGCGCGACGACUGAUUCACAUUCAAGCCAUGCGGAAUAGCCAACGAAGGCAAGCACAUAAUAACGCUCUGGCCGCCAUUGCACCACGGCUAGAGAUACUUCGAAAUAUGCCUUUCUUCAUCCCAUUUGCCACGAGAGUGCAGAUCUUCCGUCAAUUUAUAUAUAGGGAUCAACAGCGUCGCCGGAAGGGCUUCGUGGAUCCCGAGUCCUGGCGCUUGUCUGUGGCCCAAAAUGCCAUGAUAAAUGGAUCGCCCGAAGGUGCGGCGGAUAUCUUGUCCCGACACCACGCCGACAUCCGGCGUGAGAGUGUGUUUGAAGAUGCAUUCUCCCAAUACUACGGCUUGGGCGACGGUCUCAAAGAACCAAUCCAGAUCAGCUUUAUCGACCAGUUUGGAGCAAUGGAAGCCGGCAUUGAUGGUGGUGGUGUAACUAAGGAGUUCUUGACUAGUAUCACUAGCCAAGCUUUCAAGACUGAUGACUAUGAGAGCAUGUUUGCGGAAAAUGAUCACCAUCUGCUAUAUCCCAGCCCGAUAGCCGUUGAUCAACUCAAAAAGGUUCUCAGCGAGGCCGGGCUCACAACUUCAAGCCCAGAAUGGCAGGAUGACGUGCGCGGUCUUCUUCGACGAUAUGAAUUCCUCGGCCGGAUCAUUGGAAAAUGUCUUUAUGAGGGGAUCUUGGUCGAUGUUAACUUUGCACCAUUCUUCCUCUUGAAGUGGGCCUUGACAGGAGGCUCUAGGUCUGCGGUGAAGGAAUCUUCCUAUCGUGCCAAUUUGAACGAUUUGAAGGAUCUGGAUGAGGGAUUGUAUCAGGGAUUGUUACAACUGAAGAAUUACCCCGGAAACGUGGAAGACUUUGGUCUCGACUUCACCAUUAACAACAUAAUUCGGAUGCCCAGUGGAGCGAACCGCACUGUCACGGCAGAGUUGAAACCAAAUGGUUCACAGACCGCUGUGACAAACAAAAACAGAUUAGUCUACAUUUCCUACGUGGCUCGUUACCGCCUACAGUUGCAACCUGCUCUACAGACGAACGCCUUUUUGCAAGGUCUGGGCCAGAUCAUACAACCUGCCUGGCUAUCCAUGUUCAAUCAAUCCGAGUUACAAACGUUAGUGAGCGGAGACAAGGCUGAUAUUGAUGUGGAGGACUUGCGACGGAACACCCUCUAUGGAGGCGUGUACGUGAUUGGUGAUGACAAUUUAGAACACCCGACCAUUGCACUGUUCUGGCAGGUUAUGCACGAGAUGACCAACGAGGAACGACAAAAGGUCAUCCGAUUCGUGACAUCUACCCCUCGAGCUCCAUUGCUGGGAUUCAGCCAUCUUCGUCCCAACUUUAGCAUUAGAGACUCUAGUGAGGACCAGGAACGGCUACCGAGUACCAGUACUUGUGUGAAUCUUCUCAAGCUACCACGAUACUCUGAUGCAGACACAUUGAGGAACAAGCUUUUGUAUGCCGUGAGUUCUGGUGCUGGGUUUGAUUUGAGUUAA